Oncorhynchus masou masou (cherry salmon) is the source of this 1130-nucleotide messenger RNA. It is a transcript of the gene ten1, whose product is annotated as TEN1 subunit of CST complex. Lineage: Eukaryota; Metazoa; Chordata; Actinopteri; Salmoniformes; Salmonidae. Gene Ontology annotation, cellular component: CST complex. The coding region runs from base 128 to 538 and encodes 136 amino acids. Gene Ontology annotation, biological process: negative regulation of telomere maintenance via telomerase. The record is from RefSeq and is a predicted model, not a curated record. The transcript is spliced from 3 exons. Gene Ontology annotation, molecular function: telomeric repeat DNA binding; telomerase inhibitor activity; single-stranded DNA binding.
GGGCGCGUAAAAAAAAACAUCACGUUAUGUGACGUUGUGAAACAUUACUGCCUUGAGCUGACAAAAGAGCCAUCUGGCAUCUUUAUAGUAUUUUGCCUAUUUUACCCUUUGAUAACUUACUGAGAAGAUGCUUCCAGCACCUGCAGUCUUUCAUUUCCUUUGGGAAGUCAACUUUGGUGCAGUCAAGGAGGGAGAUUCAGUGAGAACAUUUGGAAGAUUAGUGAGUUACCAACCAGAGGAAUCGAAGGCCACACUGUCUAUCCAGCAUGCAGCAAGACAGCACCAAGUUGUUGUUCAGACUACAUUUGUGGAACCCUUUGACCCCAUCAUUGGAGCCCAGUACAUAGUUCUGGGCGAGAUUGAAAAAGCAGAGGGAGGUGAUGGUGUGCUGGUCCACGCCCGUGUGCUGAACUGUGUGGAUGGGGUGAACCUCGCCCUGCUGCAGAGAGGUGUCAAUGAACAGAGGAGCUACUUCAGAGAGAGGGGGGAGAGCAAGGGAGAUGCUGCUACUGCUGCUCAGCCAAGUGCUCCUCUCUGACCUGGACCCAAAUAAGAAUGAAUCUGUCACAACUGCUGCACUGAUACAGUGCUACUGGUGUAAAGUUAUGAUCCAGGUUGAAUUGAAUGUUCUUUUGUACAUGUUGUAAUGUUUAUAUGACCUGAUUUAUACCUCAGAUGGAUUGUGUCAAAAGGUCAUAUUUUAUUAUGGUUGGGACAUUUUCCCCAUAUAGCCGAUUACAUGGACAUGUCAAAGAUUGAGACUGUGCCUCUGGCUAAUGUAGAAUGGCAAAGGGUGGAAUUACACUAUAAAAAGACUGAGGAAAUCCUGAUGGAUACAUGAAAGCUGCUUGUUCUGGUGCACUGUGAAGUCCUGCCUUUAUUUGUCAUACGAUAUCAGUUCUGGAAGACACCCACUUCCUGCUGACAGAGUUAGGCAGGUUCACUGAAUGUUGGGGUCAGGUGUAUGAAGUAGAUCAAGAAAAUGCAUACUUACAUUCUUAUUGUAGCUAAGAUAGAAUGUUUGAUGUGGCCAUUUAUGCAAUGGUUACAUUUUGUGAAUGAAAACCGAUAUGUAGUUUGGAAAUGUAUCUUUGUGAGAAACAUAAAUUCUUGAUUUGAUAUUAGAUGUA